Molecule: messenger RNA, 725 nt
Organism: Aspergillus melleus
Lineage: Eukaryota; Fungi; Ascomycota; Eurotiomycetes; Eurotiales; Aspergillaceae
Exons: 2
Coding region: 109-606 (165 amino acids)
Source: RefSeq, a predicted model, not a curated record
UCUACGAGUUAUCAAUUCCUCAAAUAAGACUCGAUACGAAAUAUAUCCGCAUACAUACAUACAAACAGAUAUAAAAGCACUCGACCCAAUCCAACCACCAUUACCAUCAUGUGGAAAGAACUCAUCUCCCUACCUCGACUAGGCCAAUCCGCCAUCCGAAACGCCUCCAGAGUGCAAAUCCGAACUACUACAGCGCCACGAACUCUCCCAGCCAUCGCGUAUAGCAGGAACUUCCACGCAUUCGGGGCCCUGCGGACCACGAAGGAGCAAAAAGGCGACGAAGAGGAUCGAACGCACGAUCGCCACGUGCUGGAUCCGCAGCGCACGGAAACCGCGCAAACCGGGACAGACAACGAAGUCGCCGCGCAUCCAGCUGCGUAUGACCCGCAUCGGACGUCGCCGGAAAGCGAGAUCGAAGCCACCGAGGAGGAAUCUCAGCGGGAAGGGAAAGUGAGCAACCCGUUGAAUAUGAGCCCCGCGAAUAAGGAGACGAGUAAGAUGCGGCCGCCGAAGGAGGGAGGCGCCGAUCGGAAUGUUGAGAAGGAAAAGCCGAGCUCGAGAGGGUCGGCUAGGAAGCAUGGCGAGGUGAAGGUGGGGAAGCAAUAGAUUGGUUGUGUUUUCUGUUGCUAAAGGGAGGAUGGCCGACUAGAUUUACAUGUCUUGAUACAUAUAUUUAAUCUCGGCGUGCGGUGUAGUAAUGAAACUCCAUCAGCGUUCCAUGGGAU